This is a messenger RNA of Rhineura floridana, 4177 nucleotides long. RefSeq names its product fatty acyl-CoA reductase 1 (gene FAR1). Lineage: Eukaryota; Metazoa; Chordata; Lepidosauria; Squamata; Rhineuridae. The record is from RefSeq and is a predicted model, not a curated record. Gene Ontology annotation, biological process: long-chain fatty-acyl-CoA metabolic process. Gene Ontology annotation, cellular component: peroxisome. Bases 357 to 1916 code for a protein of 519 amino acids. Gene Ontology annotation, molecular function: alcohol-forming very long-chain fatty acyl-CoA reductase (NADP+) activity. The transcript has 13 exons.
UUGAGGGAGGUUUCUGAGAGGGCGGGGCUUUCCACCAAAAGGAAGGAAGGAAGGAGGGGGAGGUCAUCGUCAGCUUGAACCGGCAGCAGCCACCACUGGCACCGCUAAAGGAGCAGGCACAACCGUCUUGCGCGCGACAGGACCGAGGUGUUGGAGGAGGGGCGGGCAAAGAAAAGAAGGAGGCCGCCGGGCGCAGAACCACAGUGAUACGAACAGGAAGCAGUGUCCCAUCUUGAACUGAUCUUCCCUGGGAAAUGGCCAAGCUUGUUCCAGCCUUCAAGAAAAUCACUAGAAAGCAACAAUUUUAAAUGUGCAGCCUGCUUUAUAUCAAAGGCCAGGAAAAGGAAAGAUAGAUCAUGAUGGUAUCCAUCCCAGAAUACUAUGAAGGCAAGAAUGUCCUCCUCACUGGAGCUACUGGCUUCAUGGGAAAAGUUCUUCUGGAAAAGCUACUAAGGUCCUGUCCGAAGGUGAAAACAGUUUAUGUAUUGGUUAGACACAAAGCAGGGAAGACUUCGCAAGAACGAGUGGAGGAAAUGAUCAGUUGCAAGCUCUUUGACAGAUUGAAAGAUGAACAGCCAGAAUUUAAAGAAAAAAUUAUAGCAGUUGCUAGUGACCUUACAGAAGUAGAAAUGGCCCUUAGUGAGGAGGACAAGGAAAAUCUCAUAAACUCCACUAACAUUAUAUUUCACUGUGCUGCUACUGUAAGAUUCAAUGAAAUUCUAAGAGAUGCUGUUCAGCUCAAUGUAAUUGCCACACAACAGCUUCUCUUUUUGGCCCAGAAAAUGAAGAAUCUUGAUGUGUUCAUCCAUGUUUCAACAGCGUUUGCAUACUGCAACCGAAAAUACAUUGAGGAAGUGGUCUAUCCACCCCCUGUUGAUCCUAAGAAAUUAAUAGAUUCCUUAGAGUGGAUGGAUGACAGCCUAGUGAAUGAUAUUACACCAAAACUAAUAGGAGACAUGCCUAAUACUUACACAUAUACAAAAGCCUUGGCAGAACACAUUGUGCAACAGGAAGGUGCAAAACUAAAUGUAGCUAUUGUAAGGCCAUCAAUUGUGGGUGCCAGCUGGAAGGAGCCUUUUCCAGGAUGGAUUGAUAACUUCAACGGACCUAGUGGCCUUUUUAUUGCUGCAGGAAAAGGAAUUCUUCGAACAAUGCGAGCCUCCAACAAUGCAGUUGCUGAUCUUAUUCCAGUAGAUGUAGUCAUCAACACAACAAUAGCUGCUGCUUGGUAUUCCGGAGUUAAUAGGUAUAACAGACCAAGAAAUAUUAUGGUAUACAACUGUACAACGGGUGGCACCAAUCCCUUCCAUUGGGGUGAAGUUGAAUACCAUGUAAUAUCCACUUUCAAGAGGAACCCUCUCGAACAGGCCUUCAGACGGCCCAAUGUAAAUCUAACCUCCAAUCACCUUUUAUAUCACUACUGGAUUGCUGUAAGCCAUAAGGCCCCAGCAUUCCUGUAUGAUAUCUACCUCAGGAUUACAGGAAGAAGCCCAAGGAUGAUGAAAACAAUAACACGUCUUCACAAGGCUAUGAUGUUGUUGGAGUAUUUCACCAGUAAUUCUUGGGACUGGAACACAGAUAAUGUCAAUAUGCUCAUGAGCCAGCUGAGUCCUGAAGACAAAAAGGCAUUUAAUUUUGAUGUUCGACAGUUACACUGGGCAGAAUAUAUGGAAAAUUACUGCAUGGGAACAAAGAAAUAUGUAUUGAAUGAGGAAAUGUCUGGUCUUCCAGCAGCUCGGAAACACUUGAAUAAACUAAGGAACAUUCGUUAUGGCUUCAAUACAGUGCUUGUGAUCCUCAUCUGGCGUAUUUUCAUUGCAAGAUCACAAAUGGCAAGAAACAUCUGGUAUUUUGUUGUUAGCCUAUGUUACAAAUUUCUCUCUUACUUCAGAGCAUCCAGCACUAUGAGAUACUGAAGAUGACAAUUCGAGAAUUAGAACAUCUAUGCAUAUGGUGGUCUAAUGGCAUAAAGCCGUAAAAUGUACCUACUCAUCUCGUCUUUUGUAAAAACAUGAAAUACUAGAUCUGGAUUGUGAAAUACAGUACACGUGAUGCUUAAUUGUGUAUUUCUGUGAAGAUCAUAUGGCUGGUACUGGAUCAAUCUGUCAUUAGGCAAAUACGUAGGUUAAAUAUCCAAAUGGAUUUAAUAUAUCUGUAUGAGGAAAACAAUUGGGCCACUGACCAAUGUAACUGUGCAAUUCUGGAAUACAUUGAAAUUAAAAUCUGCCUUAACAUAGUAAACUUAAUUUUUAUUGCAAAUAAGCGUGUUUAGUUAAGGUGAACAAAUUACUGGCUUACAUGGUAGCUCUAUUUAUUUAAUUGCAAUUGGUUUGUCUGGUUAAUCUUAUGAGAGACGUGUCUUUGUAAAUGAUUGUGAGUUGGGCAUUCCGUUAGUCUUUUAUUCUUCUCUCCUCCUUUCCAGUCCCCUAAAUUGAAAAAGCAGAGAUCCUUUAAGGGAAAAACUGCGGCUGGUAUACAGCAUUUUUCUCUGUGUGUUUCUCUGAAUUGUGGCUUAGAACUGUUUUUAUGGGUGAGAAAAGGGGUGAUCACAUUUAUCCCUUAGAAGUUGCACACAAGGGAAACUUGUCAUUACAGAUCACUGGCAUUUUCCCACUACUGCCGAAGAAAUCAGGAACUUUGAAAUUUUGUUCUGUGAUUUAGAGCAUAAAUCUGUUCAGGAAAUUCCCUAGAUAACCCACAGAAUUUUAAAUUGAAUUAUUAAGCAUUUAUUUUAAAGCAGUCAAGUUGACAUUGAUGCUAAAUAAAACUCAGCAUAGUUUGUGGGAAUGGUGAAAGUAUACAUGAAGAAAAUAAAAAAUAACAAUAGCUACUAGGGUAAAUGUAUUUUCUGGAUGUUUAACUUGCUUUAGCAGAAAAAAUGCAUUUACAAGAUUCCUGAUUAAAGGUUUAAUUAAGCACAUAUAAUACUUAAAUAGUUCCCUGUAAAACAAAGUUACAUACAAUUCUCUGCUAACAUUAACAUUCCUUUUAUUUGACAUAAUCCACCAUACCUAUGUGGUGGCAAACUGAUUAACUUCUAUUAUACCUGUUUUUAUUACAUAGCUAAUUUGAAUGAAUCCUGAAUGAAUCAUAAGAAUUACACAAAGCACAUGUGUCCUUAUACUUGUCAUUCCACACAUAAAGCUUGUCUUGCUGUUGUGGAAACAUAACUUUCAUGCAAAUGUGCAUCUAAUUUUGGAGAUAGAGCUUCCUUGUUGAAGUUUAAAUAUUUUAUCUAAUUAAGUACUUAAGUGUACAGUGGUUUUUUAAAAAGAGAUCUGUAUAUAAUUUUCCAGGGAUGCAAAACGUUACACAGUCAAAGACCAUACCAUUAAGUGUGUGAGACUGUUGUGACAAUGGUAGGAAUACAAUAAAAUUGUGGUUCUGUGAUUUAAGGUUUAACAGUGAGGUGCAAUAUUCCUACUGUAUCUGCGCAGCUGCUCCCCUCUCAUUGAACUUUGAAGUUUACUUGGCAUUUUAGUAUAUUGUGGGCUUGGUUUUUGCACAAGAUGCCUGUAAACAUGCAUGAGAGGCAAUUGUAAGAUGCUUAGACUCCGAGUUCAUUUUCCUCAUAGUACUGAUAACCCCUGGAACUAAUUCAGUUGAGAAAUUUACAUCACAAUCCAUAAUACUGCUGAACAAAUUAUAUUAUUAACUGAUAAAAUGUUUGGUUCUCCACGCUAGAAUCUAAUGUCCAGUGUGGUUGCCAUAUUGGAUUCCUAGGAUUUCAGUUUAAUUUACCUAGCUUUCUCAUACAAAGACAACAUACUAUGUCACAAUGUUCUAGCAUUCUACACAAAUCCAGAUGAUCAAGGGACUUUCUCAUAUCUGGUUCCUACAGUUUUGGUGUUUAUACUAAGGUUGCAACUUCAUUUUUCCCCAGACUAGUUAAUUAAAAUAAACAGGAUCCAUAAUUUUGGGUAUUAAACUGAAAAAUCUAAUUGGCUUUAAGAAACUGUCAAACCUAAAGUGAGAGGAGAGCAUUCUGAAAUGGAUCGCUCAGGUAGUGUGCCAGAACUUUAACAUUUGGGACCAUGGGAAGAACAUUACCCUGCAAUGUAGUUUUCUGCUGUAGGAACAUAUUAUGAAAACAAAACUUUAAAUCAUAAGUUUUAUAAAAUAGAAAUAUUGGGUGCCUUUGUUUGUAAACCAAAAAUAAACAAAUUCCUGAAUAUGA